AUGAAGACGACCACUGCCUUGCUUGCUGCUGUCGCCGCGACAGUCGCCACCGGUCGUCCGACGGUCGACAAUCGGUUCCCUUAUACUGGACCGGAUGUCCCUGUCGGCGACUGGGUUGAUCCCACCGUCAAUGGCAAUGGGAAAGGUUUCCCCCGACUCGUGGAGCCCCCGGCUGUCAAGCCCUCGUCAGCCAACCCGACAAACAAUGUGAACGUGAUUUCCCUGUCGUAUCUUCCUCGCGGAAUCCAUAUUCACUAUCAGACCCCCUUUGGCUUGGGAGACGCGCCCCAUGUGAAAUGGGGCAAACACCCUCACCAAUUGAAUCGAGUCGCCCGGGGGUUCACGCAUACGUACGACCGGACACCCCCCUGUUCGGCAGUCAAGGCGGUCACCCAGUGCAGCCAGUUCUUCCACGAGGUCUCCCUCGAGCAUUUGGAGUCGGAUACCACGUACUACUAUCAGAUCCCCAGUGCCAAUGGUACCACAGAGUCCGAAGUGUUGAGCUUCACGACGGCUCGGGCCGCUGGUGAUCGGACUCCAUUCAGCGUUGCUGUGCUCAACGAUAUGGGCUACACCAACGCGCAUGGCACCCAUCGUGAAAUUCUCAAGGCUGUCUCGGAGGGAACUGCUUUCGCGUGGCACGGGGGUGACAUCAGUUACGCGGAUGACUGGUACUCCGGUAUCCUUCCCUGCGCUGACGACUGGCCCGUGUGUUAUAACGGCACCGGCACGACUCUUCCCGGAGGAGGUCCUAUCCCUGACGAGUACAAGACUCCUCUUCCCGCUGGAGAAGUCCCUAACCAGGGAACCCCUCGAGGCGGUGAUAUGAGUGUACUGUAUGAAUCAAACUGGGACCUCUGGCAGCAGUGGAUGGGAGACAUCACCCGCAAGAUCCCUUACAUGGUAGUUCCUGGUAACCAUGAAGCGGCCUGCGCCGAGUUCGAUGGCCCUGGAAAUAUCCUCACGGCCUAUUUGAACGACGAUAUCUCGAACGGUACUGCCCCAAAGUCUAACCUGACUUACUACAGCUGCCCUCCUUCGCAGAGAAAUUUCACGGCCUACCAGAACCGGUUCUACAUGCCUGGUGCCGAAACAGGCGGUGUCGGCAAUUUCUGGUAUUCGUUCGACUAUGGCCUCGCCCACUUCGUUAGUAUUGACGGCGAGACCGACUUCGCGAAUAGCCCCGAGUGGUCUUUCGACAGGGACGUGAAGGGUGACGAAAAGCUGCCCUCGGCCUCUGAGACCUUCAUUACCGACAGCGGGCCCUUUGGGGCGAUCGAGGGCAGCAUCAAGGACACAAAGUCCUAUGCCCAGUACAAGUGGCUGCAACAGGAUCUGGCUAGUGUGGACCGCCGCAAGACCCCUUGGGUGAUUGUCAUGAGCCAUCGUCCCAUGUAUAGUUCCGCGUCGUCUUCCUACCAGAAGAACGUGCGUGACGCCUUUGAGGGUCUUCUGCUUCAGUACGGCGUGGACGCGUAUCUGUCAGGCCACAUCCACUGGUACGAACGCCUCUUCCCUCUCGGCGCAAAUGGUACCAUUGACGCGCACUCGAUUGUCAACAACCAUACCUAUUACGCCAACCCCGGCAAGUCCAUGACCCACCUCGUGAACGGCAUGGCGGGUAACCUGGAGAGCCACAGCGAGUUCAGCAAGGGGCAGGGUCUCACUAACAUCACUGCCGUCCUUGACAAGACGCAUUACGGCUUCAGCAAGCUGUCCAUUUUGAGCGAGAAGGAGUUGAAGUGGGAAUUCAUCCGUGGAGACGAUGGAUCCGUUGGUGAUUCCCUGACAUUGUUGAAGCCUAAAGGUGGCCAUGGGUUGUCGUCCAAGGACCAUUAG
Messenger RNA from Aspergillus terreus NIH2624, 1839 nucleotides. RefSeq names its product purple acid phosphatase family protein. Bases 1 to 1839 code for a protein of 612 amino acids. The record is from RefSeq and is a predicted model, not a curated record. NCBI's taxonomy places the organism in Eukaryota, Fungi, Ascomycota, Eurotiomycetes, Eurotiales, Aspergillaceae. The transcript is spliced from 4 exons. Gene Ontology annotation, molecular function: metal ion binding; acid phosphatase activity.